Messenger RNA from Eremothecium gossypii ATCC 10895, 2127 nucleotides. It is a transcript of the gene HMI1, whose product is annotated as ATP-dependent 3'-5' DNA helicase. Gene Ontology annotation, cellular component: nucleus. Gene Ontology annotation, molecular function: hydrolase activity; DNA binding; ATP binding. Gene Ontology annotation, biological process: recombinational repair. Lineage: Eukaryota; Fungi; Ascomycota; Saccharomycetes; Saccharomycetales; Saccharomycetaceae. The record is from RefSeq and is marked provisional. The coding region runs from base 1 to 2127 and encodes 708 amino acids. The transcript has a single exon.
AUGAAAGCACUGACGACGUCCCAAUCACGAGUAGUAACACAUCCAUAUGAGCCUUGUACAACUGUCAAUGUGGUAGCGGGACCUGGGUCUGGCAAGACCGUGACACUACUGCAUAAAGUCUACAACCUGGUUUACGAAGGGAUUGUAGCUCCUAAUGAAAUACUAAUCCUCUCCUUGACAAAUAAAGCAGUGGAUAACAUCAAUGAAAAGCUUAUGGAGACAUUCCAAGAGGCAGAUUGCAACUUGCGAUGGUCUGCUGAGGAAAGGGUAGAAAUACUUGAGCAGAUAGACGUGAACACGUUCCACAGUCUCGCGAACAAGGUCGUGUUGGAAAACGAAGGACUUGUCAAUAUUAUUGAAGAAAAUGGCUGGCGGAGCCUCAUGCGGCUUGCAGGGAAGUCCUAUAAGGGCCGAUCCCGUCAUGACUGGACGCCGCGCGCUUUUGCGCGCAUGAUUCAGGACUAUAAGGAAGGCAGAAUCCAACCGGACAGAAUAGAUGCAGAGGCAAUUCUUGAGCUCAUGAAGACGUGCAAGGUUUUCACGAACGAAGAUCUCAUACACUUCUGCGCGAAGUUUCUUGCGGAUGCUGACCCGCAGACGGCCAGCGGAAUCACAGGCCAGCUUUUGAAUGACUACAAGGUUAUAAUUGUUGAUGAGGUCCAAGAUCUCUACCCACUUCUCUUUCCGAUGUUGGAAUUAAUCGCCGCCAAGAAGCAACUCAUAUUAUUUGGUGAUGAGCACCAGAGUAUCUAUGGGUUCCUCGGGAGUAACAAACUUUUUAUGAAACAGAUUAGUUCAAUGCGGCCUGCAGAAAAGAUGUUUACAUAUGAAUUGUACGACAAUUUUCGUUCUACACCAGAGAUUAUAGAUUUGGCACAGUCAGUUAUGGGCAGGAAGAUGCCACCCGCUAAUUUAGACCAAUAUGGACUGCAUAAAAAGUUACAGUGUGGGAUCAAACCGAUUAGCUUUACUUUGGAGGAUCCGCUUGAAGAGCUCUGUUUUCUGACUGAUCAAAUAUGUCAGCUGGUCUGUAGCUCUGCCAAGUUAUCAGACAUCGCAAUUCUAACAAGAACGAAUGAACAUAUGGAUAGAAUUGCCCGUGGACUGAAGAUAUUUGGCUUACCUGUUGAGAAGCUGACGGCCCAACCUCAAUGGAUGAACGAUCCGAGAAUAUUAUUUCUGAUCGACAUAAUGAAACUACUGGCGGCGGUGUGCCAGGAAGAGGGCGCUACCGAUGAAAGUCACAACCUAAAAAUGAAGACAGAUUUCAGCGUAGUUGUAACCUUAGGAGAGGGUCGAAGAGUUGGUCCUUCUCUGAUAAAUUCAAUUUACAAUGGAGCAAGGGCCAAGGGAACUUCAUGUUGGGAGUUAAUUAAUUCUAUUGAGUAUAGAAAGAGUUUACCUCUCAGAAGACAAAAAAUUGUCGCCACAUACCUAAAUGCGUUAUCUCCGUUGCUAGUUCGCAGCAAAUUUCAGGAGCUCAAUGUGCCCCUUGACCUCAUGAACGAACUAUCACAAUUAAUAGAACGAAUGGAUAUACCACUAUUUCAAGUUCAAAAUGAAGAACAAUUACAAGAAUUCAGGGAUAAUCUGCUCGAGUUCUACCAGAUAUUAAAGUUAUGCUCCUACAGUAGGCCGGCGGAUGUCCCGCUAAUAGCUUGGUUUGUGAAAACGUUCUUGGAACAGACCGUGCAACUCCAGAAAAAUGUCGUGAACAAAUUGUCAGGCCGAAAUACAAUCAAACUAUCCACGAUUCAUUCUUCCAAAGGAUUGGAAUUUCCGAUUGUGUUUUUACUUGGUCGGCUAGAUAAGCCUGUUUGGAGCGAUAAUAAUACCCUCUAUGUCGGCAUGACGCGUGCUCGCAACCUGCUCUAUAUGACAAACAUUAACCACCCAAAAACAAAAGCUAUUACCAAUAACGAACACCCCUACAUGAUAGAUAAUGCAUUUUUCUGGAAAUACUAUAAUAACGAUUUGGGAAGACCUUACAAGCCAAAUUUGGCAUCUAGAGCUCAAAAUUAUAAACAGUUGUUGGACAAGUAUCGCAUAACGACCCUUCAUAAACGUUCCUUUGUGACUCAGUGCAUUCCAAUUCUGCGACUGAGUAGGCGUAUUUUAAUUAACUAG